Andrographis paniculata is the source of this 3528-nucleotide messenger RNA. Its product is annotated as nuclear transport factor 2-like. The record is from RefSeq and is a predicted model, not a curated record. Gene Ontology annotation, molecular function: mRNA binding. Gene Ontology annotation, cellular component: cytosol; ribonucleoprotein complex. NCBI's taxonomy places the organism in Eukaryota, Viridiplantae, Streptophyta, Magnoliopsida, Lamiales, Acanthaceae. The transcript is spliced from 9 exons. Bases 228 to 1595 code for a protein of 455 amino acids.
UAGGAAAAACCUAAGGAGUCGUUGGAGUUCUUCGUUCGAGUCGCCGUUCUCUAAAGAAACUCUCCCCAAAUUCCCCCAAAUCGCUCGCUGUUCUUGCUCUCGAUCGACAUUCGUCUGGCCUGUAUCGUACAUCCUUAUCGGAAGGAGUACGUUUUAUUCUCGAUCAGGAAAGUGGGACUACUGAAGUUGCUUUGUUUUGAUUUUGUUCUUUGUUGUAGUCUCUCGGAAUGGCCACGGAAACUACAAACCCUGUGGUGGCUCCUAGUGCUAAAGUGGUUGGGAAUGCCUUUGUGGAGCAGUAUUACCAUAUUCUCCACCACUCUCCUGAGUUGGUUUACCGAUUUUACCAGGACUCAAGCGUGUUGAGUCGCCCAGAUCCAAAUGGUUUGAUGACUACUGUGACAACUAUGAAAAGCAUAAAUGAAAAAAUAUGCUCCUUGGACUAUAAAAACUACAAGGCAGAGAUAAAAACUGCUGAUGCUCAGGAAUCUUUUAAGGAUGGGGUCAUUGUACUUGUAACCGGGUGCUUGACUGACAAGAACAACUUGGGAAGGAAAUUCGCGCAAACAUUUUUUCUCGCUCCUCAAGAUAAAGGGUACUAUGUUUUAAAUGAUGUCUUCCGAUAUGUGGAGGGCAGCGAACCAGAAACUGGUACUGAUAUGGCUGUUGGAGUUGACAAUGCGCCAACUAUUUCAACAAAAGAUCCAGAGCCUGUUCAGGUUGUUGAUUCUUCCAAACCAGACCUUUCAACUUCUCCUUCGGAAGAAAAUGUGACUAUUGAGGAGGAGAAAGAUAACAAUGAAGUAAUCAUUGAGGGAUCAUCUAUUCACAACAGAGACGCCAUUGUGGAACCUGAAUCUCACGUCAGUGAUAACCAAGCAUCUGUCGAAGAAGAAUCAUUAACUUCUGCAUCCCAUGAUGAUGCUCCAAAGAAAUCAUAUGCGUCGAUUCUUAGUUCACAAGCAAAGAAAGGACCCACAAAAGUUUAUGUACCUGCUGGCUCAGCCAAAGAAACUUAUGUAAGGACUGAGAAGCAACCUGUUCACCCUGCUCCUGAGGCUUCAAGCUCUGAAGCAUCCAUAAAUGAUCCACCUGUUCAUGCACCUGAGACGAAUGAUGCUCCGGAUGAAGUUGAGGGUCACUCUAUAUAUGUCCGCAAUUUGCCCCUAAGUGCAACGGUUUCUCAGCUUGAAGCUGAAUUCCAGAAGUUUGGACCCAUUAAGCCAAAUGGCAUCCAAGUCAGAAGUAAUAAGCAACAAGGAUUCUGCUUCGGCUUUGUUGAAUUUCAAGACUUCAACUCCAUGCGAAAUGCAAUUAAGGCAUCUCCUGUAAUGAUCGGGGACCGACAGGCUUUUGUGGAUAUCAAGCGGACCACAACUCGAGUAGGGGGUGGGAGGGGUCGGUUCACAUCCUCACGUGGAGGUUUCCGUAGUGACAACUUCAGGGGUCCUGGAAACCUCAACAAUAACAGAACUUAUGUUCGAAGUGACAGCUUCCGGGGCGGUCGGGGGAGCUUCAGCAGAACCAAUGAAGGCUACCAACAAGGGCGGGGUAGGGGGAGAGGGAGUCGUCAGCCCGGCCCCAUCCAGACAUGAAAAGGAUGUUUAGAACUUGUCGGAACAAUUAGCCUAUUGACGAAAUGAACGACUAGUCUUUAGUUUUUAGAUCGGGAAUGAUUGUAAUGCGGCAAUAUCAUGUUGAUUAAAUUAUAGUUAUUAGAUCAAAUACCGGUAUAAUGAUUGUAACGAUAUAUCUUACAUUUAAAAAAUAUAUAUUUUAGUGAAAAUAAUCUUUCGACUAAUGUUUUAAUAUGCAUUUAUUAUUGAUCCAUACUCAAUGUUUGUAGUAUGUUUAGAACGUGUCAGAACAAUUACUCUAUUGACGAAAUGAACGACUAGUCUAUAGUUUUUAUAGUUAUUGAAUCAAACAUUAGUAAAAUGAAGGAUCGAAAUUUAAUAAGAAUAUAUUAGUAAUUUAAUAUAUAUAUAUAGUAUGAUGUUACGAUGUUUACAAUUGUUGAGUAAAUGAAAAAAAUGCCAUGUUCUUGCAUAUUAAAUUUGCUUAUGCAAACAAAAAAGCAAAGUAAAUAAAAGAAUAAUAAUAAUGUGUGAUAAGUAUGCUAAACAUAUUUAAUUUAAUUAAUUAGAUUUUCUUUUUCAUUUAUGAAAUAAUAUUUGAUGCCGUGCUUUUUCGCUUUUCAAUUAUCAUUGUAAUUUAUUUGUGUGUGUUUUGAACAAAAACAAUUAGAAUCGUCGAAUAGCUUAUAACAUAACUACUUUCUAUAUGAACAAAAAAUAUUGAAUAGUUAAAUUAAAUAUCAACGAUAAUCAUUCUUUAGAAUUGAAAGAGUUCGUCGGAUUUCCUUGCUAGAUUUAUAUGAUGCGCUUAUUCAGCGUAGAUCAUAUGUUGAAUGCAUAUGUAUCAUGUGCUGUGAUACCAACUUUUAGAUCAAUCUCUAACUCUAAUCAUCAUCUUAUUGUUGUCUUUUAGAUCGGGUUGACUGAUGAGCUUAAUUAUGCAUAAGCAAUGUUUGGUUUAUAGAUAGAUACAUGGGAAUUUGGAGAUUAGAGGGAAAAAAAAAUAAAAAAAAUUCAAUCAUUCUAUAUGCCUUAGAUUAAUAGGUUGUUCUUCGAGAAGUUAAACUUGUGUGUGCAUUCAACAUGUUCUUUUGAAAGACUUUUGAUCAAGAAGAAGAGUGGUGUAGUAUACCAUUCUUUGCUAUUGAAAAAAUGAUCAUUAGGACCACGCUUUUGAAUAAAAUUUCGAUACUGCGAUUUUGAAGAAGGUCCAGAAAAGACUGAAUUCAAACAAAAGUAAAGCUGCAAAUGUUCGUGAUUUUGGAUUUGAGUUAGUGAAUGCUAGUUUAUUCAGUAUAGAGUAGUGAGAUUAGAUUAAACUUGAUAUGUUAUAGAGUAGGAUUUUAGAAAAUCUAAAUUGAAAGGAAGUAGUGAAUUUUAUUUCCUAUUUUUUUGUUUAUUAGAAACUGUGUAAAGUUAGCAGGGUGACAAACUCUGUUUGUGUUCAUGAGUUUUGAUUUGAGUUAGUGAGUGCUAAUUUAUUGUAUUGAGUAAUGAAAUUAGAUUAAACUUGAUUGGGAUUUUAGAAAAUCUAAAGUGACUGAACAAAUAAUGAAAUAUUCUCUAUGUCCGCAUCUAGAGUCAUAUUUACUUUUUGUAUCGUUGUACUUAAUAUUAAAAAUAUUUUUGUAUUUGCAUAAUGUUUUGUAUAAAUGUCAUUCUAUUAGUAUUAUAAGACACUAAUAGAAUUAUUUUUGCAAUUUUUUCUUAAUUUGUACUACGUUUUGAUAUAAUAAUUAAUAUUGAAAGAUCAACACGCAAAAAAUAAAUGAGAUCUUUAUAACCGGACGAAUGUAGUACAAUGUAUUGUUUCUUUCAUUGUACAUUGUAUGGUGUUUGGAUAGCCUUUGCCCUUUGGUUAACAAUAUUAGAAUCGUAUUGCAAAAUAUUUAUGGUUGUUUGGUUGUUUGUACUUUAAAAUUGAUUUGAAACGGGGUGUUAUAUUGUAUUU